This is a messenger RNA of Olea europaea var. sylvestris, 1290 nucleotides long. RefSeq lists its product as uncharacterized. The record is from RefSeq and is a predicted model, not a curated record. The transcript has 3 exons. The coding region runs from base 128 to 1147 and encodes 339 amino acids. Lineage: Eukaryota; Viridiplantae; Streptophyta; Magnoliopsida; Lamiales; Oleaceae.
GCACAAAUUCUAUUCCUCUCUCUCUCUCUCUCUCUCUCUCUCAGAACCGGCCAUCAGAAUUUCUCAAUCCUACGGCAAAAGCGAAACCCAGUUGAAUUUUCCUGUGAAUUUUGAUCCCACAAUCCAAAUGGAAACCCCAUUAUCCACCAGAAGAGUAACCAGAUCGCAAACAAGAUCAGAGACCUUGACUGACAAAAGUAUUAACACCAAUAACAACAUGGAAAUCUCCAAAUCUGAAAAGACAGUGACGAAAUCAAGGCAGAUGAGCAAGAAAAAAGGGCAAGAUCGAUCAGCUUUUAUGGAUAUAACAAAUGAUUCCCCGAUUGUUGGGCUCGCAAUGGGGAAUUUGAAAACCCCAUCAUCGACAUUGUCCAAGAAGAGGAUCAACUGUCGAGCCAACAACACAGGCGGUACCCCGGGCUCGGGAGAGGCCCUAUUGAGAGGUCAAGUGAAAUCCCUUUUGCAGAAAGUUGAAGAAGAGGCGGAGCUUUCGAAAAUUACUUUGGAAAACAAGCCUUUCUUUAACCUUGGCAACUCUCCAUUAUGCUUUCUUGCACCAACUCCUGCAAAUACACCCCAGAUUUUGAACCUUGGUGAUAGUGGAAAUUACUUGCCUUCCGUUACACCAUCCCCUGUUGAAGAAAAGUUUUUGAUCCCUCAGAGUCAGGUGUUAAGUGAGAUCUUAAAUGGGGAGAAACAAGAUGCAAGUGAGUCUGAGAAGUGUGAGGUUACAAGGUCUCUGCUAUUGGAAUUUUUUGAGAAAUCAGACGGCUCUGAUUCAUCCGUGCUGACAUGCCAAAGUGGAGACACUGAAAGUGGUGAAGCGAAGCUAUCUACUGAUGAUGAAGAUGCAUCGAUUUGGUCCGUUCAGGUUAAUGCAAGCAGUACCAGAGACAACUGCAAAGAAGAAGAAGAAGAGGUCGAAAAAGAAUGCGAUUAUGACUCCAAUUUUGUCGAUGACAAAGAAGAUGACGACGAAGAAUUGCUUGUUGAGCUAUGUGAAGGAAUUAUCAAAAUGAAUAUGAAUGGAUGCAGGAAAAUGGUAAAAUUUACUGGCAAACAUACUCGAUUCGUGUAUGGCAGUGAUGAUGAACUUGAAGGAGAAGAAGAAGUAUGCAAUGGUGAAAUUGAAUCUCCUGUUUCAUAAUCAUUUGAAGGGUGUGUGAGAAAUUUAUUGCUUUAAUGGUCGUCUUUCUUUAGACGCCAUGUUAUUCUAAACUUCUGGAUUUGGAUUAUAUACUCUGAUGCUGUAAUCAUUCUAAGAAUUUUAAUUGCAAAAUUUUAUCAUAA